AUGGCGUACAUCUUGUCAAUAACAAACGAGGACGAGAUCCGGGAGUACGUUGUCGACCUCAUUCAGGGGACCGAUGGGAAGAAGAGUCGGUUUGUAGAGGAACUGCUGGCGAGGUGGCGGAAAUCCUCCCAGCUGCCAUCUGAGCCUUUGCCAGCGUAUCGUAAAAAGGAUGAGACUUCAGAAGUGCCUCGGGCUGGAGACCAAGCGAAAAAGGGGAAACGCAAAGGAAGGAACAAGCAGGAAACAGCUGCGUACACUGAGCCCAGCACACACGUAGAGGAAGUAAAAACCCCCCUCGACUUGGCUAAGGCACAGGAGAACAGCAGUGGAGUCGGCAGCAGUAGCAAUUCCUCUAAGAGGAAGCCCAAAUAUGUCAGCCUGUAUGCCAAGGAGGGGCAAGAAAAGCUGGCUGUCCUGAUCCCUGGGCGUCACGCCUGUGAGUGCCUGGGCCAGAAGCACAAGCUCAUCAACAACUGCUUGGUUUGCGGGCGCAUCGUCUGUGAGCAGGAGGGCUCUGGGCCCUGCUUGUUCUGUGGUGCUCUGGUGUGCACUAAAGAAGAGCAGGACAUCCUUCAACGGGACUCGAACAAGAGCCAGAAGUUGCUGAAGAAGCUCAUGGCGGGUGCUGAAAGUUCAGGAAAUUUGGAUGCCAUAAGCAAAGACUUACUGCCUCGGCAAGAAGCUAGACUCAAAGCAGGCUUGGAGAUGGCUGUGAAACACAAAGACAAGUUGUUGGAAUUUGACAGGACAAGCGUGCGUCGAACCCACGUCAUUGAUGACGAAUCGGAUUACUUUGCCACAGACUCCAACCAGUGGCUCUCCAAGCAGGAGAGGGAGGCCCUCCAGAAGAGAGAGCAAGAACUGCGGGAGCUGCGUCACGCCUCUCGGCUUGCCAAAAAAAUCACCAUCGACUUUGCUGGCAGGCAGAUCCUGGAGGAAGACAACAGUAUGGCUGAAUACCACAGCAAACUGGAUGAAACUAUUGAAGCCAUUAAUUGUGGCACGCUGAGGGAGCCAGCUGGAGGCCCAGAAGCAAAGACGACUCUGAGUUCUGGUGUUUUAGUGAAUCCCCAUCUUCUUCAGCCUGCUCCUUUGUGGGUGGACCAAACUGGCUUGCUCCCCCACUGGAAAGCCAUCCAUUCCAUGGAUGCUGGAAAUGAGGCUGGCUUGGAGCGGAACAGGUUGCGGAUUCAGGAUCGAGAGUUGCAGGAGAUCACAGAUGAUGGUUGGUGCCUCAGCAUGCACCAGCCUUGGGCUUCCUUGCUCAUUAGAGGAAUCAAAAGGGUGGAGGGCAGGACCUGGUACACAUGUCAUAGAGGGCGGUUAUGGAUUGCAGCUACAGCUAAAAGACCUUCCCCUCAGGAAAUCUCUGAGCUGGAGGCCACCUACAGAAUGCUGCUCUGGAAAGAUGUGGAAUUCCCAAGUGAUUAUCCCUCAGGGUGCCUCCUAGGCUGUGUGGACGUGGCCGACUGUUUAUCGCAAGAGCAGUUUAAUGAGCAGUAUCCGGAUCUGAGCCAGGAGUCUGGGUCUCCAUUUGUCUUUAUCUGCACUAAUCCCCAGGAGUUGGUUGUGAAGUUUCCCAUCAAAGGAAAACCCAAAAUCUGGUCUCUUGUGCCCCUUCACUGCCACAUCUGCCUCCAUCCGGCCGCGGUGAGGAGGAGAGCUGCUGGCAGCGGCUGGAGGGGAAGCUGCCACGCAGUGCGAGCGCAGGGCAGCUAGCUUCUGUGGGUCUGCCUUGCCGGGUGCUGGCAGCUGCUGGUCCCCUCCCCAUCUGUCACAUCGUCUCCUUUGUGUUGUGACACUUUCCUGCUUGGAGAAGGAUCAGUCUAACAGCCUGGAAGGAAGCCAGCUGUGCUGGCAGCUGCCUGCGCUGCCUGCUCCUGCUGCUGGCCCUGCCUUUCCUGCCCUCCCUCCCAACAGGAGCUGUCACGAGAGCAGCAGCAGGGAAGACUGGAGCUGCACGUUCCCCUCCUGGAGGGGACAUCGUCCAUCUGGGUGAUAUUUGUGGCAGCCUAGGGAAGGACCAGGGAAGGCUUUGACCUUUCAUCGGGGUAAGGUGCUGUUUUAAUAGGAGUUGGCAUCAUGUCCGAGGCAGUAAAAAGCUUAAUUCUCCAAGCUGGAAGCAGAGCAGGGGGAAGGUGCUGGCUCAUGUCCCCAUGUGAGCUCGUCGGCUGCCCUGGUCUCCUUGAAGCCUGGCUCAAGCUAUGACAAAAUGCCAGUUUGUCUUGUUGGGAAGCCAAGCCGGAGCUGUUUUCCUUGCCAGAUAACAGCAUGGACCUCGCUGUGAUGACAUCCAAAUGCUUCUCCGUUGCAGAUUAGUCGUUUCUAGCAGCCUGGGGAUGGGGGAAAAAUAGCCUAACAUGGCUUGAUUUUUGCUGCCAGGGUUAUUAUUUGUGUGGAAGGGAUGGGCUCCGUGUUUGCGUCGUGUCCCCGCUUAGUUUCAGCGCAUGAGGACAAAGCUCCGUGGCGCUUCUCGUGGGAGAUUUCCUUGAAUCCGGGCAAAGCUUCCCUGAAGCCUCCCUCGAGCAUUGCUCAGAAACCUCCCUUCAACAGCUGACGGCUGGAAGAGUGAGGAAGAGCAGGUGAAGGGACACAUCGCAGUGCAAGAUGAGAGUCCUUAAAUCACUGAGCAGAAAGAGAAGGGGACCCUGGGGCCGUUGCCUUAUUUUUAGCCUUUUCCUAAAGGUUACCCAUGUGAUGUUUUUAUCUUUCCCAGCUGAUGGAGCUGAGCAGCCUCCCGAUUGCUGUUGGGGUCUGGGAGGAGCAGGCACGCGUGUCAAAUACGAAGCUUGCAGCCCCAGAGGUGACACAGUGUUGGUGGGGGGGGACCAGAGCAUGGAGCGAGUGUGAACUCGCCACCUUCCUCCUACUAAAAUCCCCACGGCUUGACGACACGGCGUUCCGACGUGCUGCUUCUGGACAGUCUGGCUGUGCUGGCUCAGCCUUGUUGAGUGCCUGUCACUGUUCCCAGCCAUUGCAAGGAGGGGACUUCUUUCUCAUCCUUAGGCAGGUGGGGAAAGUCUUCUCCCACAUAGGGUGGCAGAGGGGAUGGUGGAUCUCCCAGAGCUUGAAGGAGAGAGCAUCUUCCAAACUUUGCGGCUCAGGGCGAGAAUGCUGUCUGAAAACGGACACUUCAACUAAUGCCCUAUUUUGCCCUUUCGCUUGACCUCACUUUUAAUUUUCUCAUUUGUGAUGGUGAAAGACUUUUGCAGAUGCCCUUUUGCGUCCCAUGGACUGCAGGUUGGUAACUGCUGCACCGAGACAUCAGCAGUGUCUGUUUCCUGUUUCCAAUUUUGACCUGACUGCAGCUGCGUUGCAGUUUGUGGAUCUGUGACACAGUGAUGUGCACUUGAUCACAUUUUGUUUUGCAUGUGUUAUGGGUUUGGUGCAUUGAACAAUCCCUCUCAAGCUCAGGCAGGAGCAAGGCUGGCCCAAAACUCAAGCUGAAGGAGGAAGGCUGGUUUUGGGGAGGCCAGGUUGCCCUGGUGGGAUAUCCUGAGGAAGCAGUUUUGUAACCUGCCUCGCCCGGGAAAAGCAUUGUCAGGCUCUUUGUUGAGCUGGAAUCGAGUAAUUUUCUUGGUUGGAAGAGAAGGUGAUGGUCUUCUGGCUGGUUUGGAGUCAUUUUCCCUGGACAAGCACCUGCUUCUCAUGGCACAUGGGCAUUUACUGGCAGUUUUUGGAGUGGUGACUGAAGUGGGGCCAGUUUGGAGCCUGGUGGAUCUGUUCCACACCAAGGACAAGAUCGGCUGCAUGCUGUAGCUGGGCUGGAGCAAUGCAGCUCUCCGAGGGACUGUGUGGGCUGUGCUUCACCCAUGGGGUGACACCAGGCUUGAUUCCCUGGAGGGACAAUGCUGCGGGAUCUGGAUGGGAUUCCUGCCAGCUCCGGCUCCAUCCACCUCACUGGGAUUUCACUGGGAUGGGCUCUGUCUGUCCAUCUCCUUGGGAUCAAGCUCUGAUCCCUUUGCUUCCCCUCCUGAUGGUGUGACCACAGUGGCCUGAGGGACACAGGGGAUACUCCCCAGGGACCAGGGCUGCCUUCCACAGCUCACCACAGGCUCUGCAGUAUUUCCUGCUGGCUUCUGCAACGUGGUGGAGCCCUGUCCCUGCUCCCCCUUACAGACAGAGACAGGGUGAGGCUGGUAUUUGGAGGAUGGGAAGUCACAGGGGAGCAGGAGCAGGGAGAUGUGGCAUUAGAGAAGGUGACCGGUGCUGGCUGACAGCAAAGCCGCUCCGGGAGGCUCCGCUCUUUGACGUGCUGCCUUGCUUGAGGUCACCUUCCCUUUCAUCCCCUCCCUUUUGGAGGAGGGACCUUUGCCUGGGAGAGCAGGAGCCUUCUUGGUUUUUUAUGGGCAGGGAGAGGGGGAUGGGGAUGCCCUCCCGGCUUGCUCGCCGGGCCUGGCUUUUGGCUUCUUCUGCAGGAGUUGCCCAAAUCCCAUAUUCUGGUGUCCUGCUCCUCUCCCAGGUGGGAAAGUAGAGCUGGCAGCAAAGCCACUGAGUGCUGUGAAGGACAAGGGGAGGCAGCAUUUGCUCCGGGUCCCACCGGAGCAGCUGGCCUGUGGGCACCUGGGCUCCCUGAGGUACUCCCUGGUGGCAAAGGCAGCAUGUCCCUCCCAGCCAGUGGCCUUGGAGGCCACCAACCCGGCACUCGGCAGCAUGGAGUGGUCGGUCCCCAUCAUAUUGUGUGCCCCACUGCAUCAUCAUCCCCAAGCUGAGGUUUUAUUGUCCUCAAACCUGGCUUUCCACCAUGCCGUGGAGAAACAUGUCCCUGACACGGUGCUUGAUGGUCCCCCAUCUCCUUCGAACGUGUCAACACACAUCCUGCGGGCGAGCAAAGGGAUCGGUUUCCCCCCCGGUAGCGGCAGCUGAGUGGUGGAUGUUAAUUUACUCUCCUCCUCGCUGCCUUU
Egretta garzetta (little egret) is the source of this 4904-nucleotide messenger RNA. RefSeq names its product thyroid hormone receptor interactor 4 (gene TRIP4). Gene Ontology annotation, molecular function: zinc ion binding; transcription coactivator activity. The coding region runs from base 1 to 1719 and encodes 572 amino acids. The transcript has 13 exons. Gene Ontology annotation, cellular component: nucleus. Lineage: Eukaryota; Metazoa; Chordata; Aves; Pelecaniformes; Ardeidae. The record is from RefSeq and is a predicted model, not a curated record. Gene Ontology annotation, biological process: positive regulation of DNA-templated transcription.